This is a messenger RNA of Babjeviella inositovora NRRL Y-12698, 474 nucleotides long. RefSeq lists its product as uncharacterized. The coding region runs from base 248 to 421 and encodes 57 amino acids. NCBI's taxonomy places the organism in Eukaryota, Fungi, Ascomycota, Pichiomycetes, Serinales. The record is from RefSeq and is a predicted model, not a curated record. The transcript is spliced from 2 exons.
UUGCCAACCAAUAUACACAUACACAAAAUGGGUGCUCACGGACAUGCUAUAAAGACCGAUCAAGGUUUCCAGACCUACAACCGUACGUACUCCAACUAACUGCGAGCCAAAAGGAGGAAAUAGGGGUAAUUUUUUGAGCCUGAAAGACUCUUAUACAUAUCGAAAAGUUUCCGAAUGGAACUCUUAGCUGUCCUUCCUUGUCGAUGACAAGCCGUUAUACUAACCCUUUCUAGAGCGUAUGGGUAACAUGCGUAACAUUUGGAAGCUUUCUGGUAAGGCUGGUGCUUUUGUCUUCUUCUCCAUGGGUGUUAUCCCUACUUUGACCUGCUAUUACAUGUACAAGACUGAAAACGCCAUCGAUUUCCGCGGCGCCAAGAGAACCGAGAGCCUUAUCAAGGACUACGUCCCAGAAAAGUACUAGGUUACUUCAACAUAUAUACAGAAUCUCACAGGGAUUGCCUUUCCCUUCUGCAA